Messenger RNA from Penicillium macrosclerotiorum, 1419 nucleotides. RefSeq names its product T6SS phospholipase effector Tle1-like catalytic domain-containing protein. The record is from RefSeq and is a predicted model, not a curated record. The coding region runs from base 1 to 1419 and encodes 472 amino acids. The transcript is spliced from 5 exons. Lineage: Eukaryota; Fungi; Ascomycota; Eurotiomycetes; Eurotiales; Aspergillaceae.
AUGCCGCUGGAGUCCACACAGCUAGCAUCCCGGCUGGCAGGUUAUAAACGUAUAAUCCUUUGUGCAGAUGGAACCUGGCUUGCUUCUGACCUGGGAAACGCGUCUGUACCAUCGAACGUCGCGAGAAUCGCUCGCACUAUCGCGACGAGUGGCCCGGACCCCCAUGGCAAUAUCGUACCGCAAAUUGUCUCAUAUCAUUCAGGACUGGGAGCUGGAGAGCUCCCUUUUCAGAAGGCAAUCUAUGGCGGCAUCGGUUGGGGCUUGGACAAUGAAGUUUGUCAGAUCUAUGAAUUCAUCUCCAACAAUUACGUGAAAGGCGACGAGUUGUUCUUUUUCGGGUUUUCGCGUGGCGCUUUUACCGUCCGCUCUGUGGCUGGCCUCGUGUCCGAUAUAGGUGUGCUCUCGUCCCAGCACAUGUCGCACUUCGCCGAAAUGUGGAAGGCUUACAGGGAGAAUUCGAGCGGGCAGCCUUUCCGGAAGACUGAAUGGUAUCAACAAAAUCAAGGUAAACUGCGCUUGGAGGACGAUGUCCGCAUCAAAGUAGUGGGCGUUUGGGACACUGUUGGUGCUCUAGGAAUUCCUAAUUGGCCGCUGGUUAAUUUGGUUUCAAAACUGGGUAUCAAUCUUUCGAAACAAUACGUAUUUCACAACACAAAUGUCUCGAAAAACUAUGCUUUUCAAGCCCUAGCUAUCGAUGAGAGACGUCUCACCUUCCCACCGACCCUUUGGCACAGAACCCAGGAUGCACCAGCCAAAGAUCUACAGCAGUGUUGGUUUCCUGGCGUCCACACAAAUAUUGGGGGUGGAGCUCCAGAACGUGAAAUCGAGGACAUCACAUUUGCAUGGAUGGUGGACAAUCUGUCUGGAAUGUUGACUUUUGAAAGUGUAAUAAUCGAGGAACUGAUUCAGCAACACCGGGCUUCGCAGGCCGAACGUAAUGCUCUGGACCAAAAAGACGAUAGCUGGGGCUGCGGGUAUAUCAAGUCCAAUUUUGCUGGCCUGAAAGGUACGUUCUUCCGGGUGCUCGGGAAACAGGACCGCACGCCGGGCAACUAUCCGCAGGUCUCAGGGGAUGACAAGAGCGCUCGAACCACUAAUGAAUCCUUCCAUCCAAUCGCCCGGAUUCGGAAGACCAACCUAUCUCCCGAUUACACUCCAGCUGCACUGGCUGGAUAUGUGAUCGAGGGACCCGGUGAUGAUGGUGGUAGCCAAACUGGCUGGCAAUGGAUCAAAAAGGACGAUUCAUUGGCAUUGCCAGAGUAUGUUUUGCGCCCGGAUCAACGGAUGACUGUGAUGCAUGAAUUGGAGUAUGAGACUCGACCCAGCUUAUCCAGAUCUAUGUGUCCAAAGAGCCUGUUGGCGGAUCUCGAUCGGCAUAACGGCAUACCCAUACCUGCUAGUGAGACGACUGCGACUUGA